AUGAGUUUUCACCGAAUGAUGCGGGCUUACCACAAUUGGAUGCUUAAGUAUCCAUCUGCGCUUACGUCCAUUGAACAGAUUGUGAAUAACGUGAAGGGGAAGAGGAUUGCAUUGUUUCUAGAUUAUGAUGGGACAUUGUCCCCGAUUGUCGACAAUCCGGAUCAUGCCUUCAUGUCUAAUGCUAUGCGUGUUGCUGUUAGAAAUGUAGCAAAAUGCUUUCCGACAGCAAUUAUUAGUGGCAGGAGCCGUGAAAGGGUACGCAAGUUUGUAGGACUGAAAGAACUAUAUUAUGCUGGUAGUCAUGGGAUGGACAUAAUGUGUCCGGUUCAGUCUCCAGCAGCUGAUCAUACCACUGAGGUACCGAAUUAUAUUUUUUUGCGUUUAAGUAGUUGUAAAGAUGUGCUCCCUAUAUAUGUAGGGGAUGACAAAACCGACGCAGAUGCAUUCAAGUUAGUUUGGCCUCAUGUUGGCAAUCAGGUGUUCAUGUGUAGUGAUUUCACUGGGUGGAUUAAGUAUCGACAAACGGUUCUUCAAGGGGGCCCAAUUCUCUUAUGUGAAAAGUGGUCUAAGACAUCAAGGAGAGACUUUCUUAUGCUUAAAGCAUAUAGCAAAAAUGGAAAGCAUUAA
Messenger RNA from Helianthus annuus (common sunflower), 627 nucleotides. RefSeq names its product trehalose-phosphate phosphatase A-like. Gene Ontology annotation, molecular function: trehalose-phosphatase activity. Bases 1 to 627 code for a protein of 208 amino acids. The transcript is spliced from 7 exons. Gene Ontology annotation, biological process: trehalose biosynthetic process. The record is from RefSeq and is a predicted model, not a curated record. NCBI's taxonomy places the organism in Eukaryota, Viridiplantae, Streptophyta, Magnoliopsida, Asterales, Asteraceae.